This is a messenger RNA of Gamsiella multidivaricata, 724 nucleotides long. RefSeq lists its product as uncharacterized. The transcript is spliced from 5 exons. Gene Ontology annotation, molecular function: RNA binding. Gene Ontology annotation, cellular component: spliceosomal complex. The record is from RefSeq and is a predicted model, not a curated record. NCBI's taxonomy places the organism in Eukaryota, Fungi, Mortierellomycota, Mortierellomycetes, Mortierellales, Mortierellaceae. Gene Ontology annotation, biological process: positive regulation of mRNA splicing, via spliceosome. The coding region runs from base 30 to 512 and encodes 160 amino acids.
CUUCUUCCCCCCCUCCCCCCCAUCACAGCAUGAACGAUACUUACACCGAAUCUGAACAUCGCGGACGUGGUGAGAGCCCCGCCAGCUCCAGAUCAAGAUCUCCUCGUCCAAGAAGUCGCUCCCCUGCCCGCGCAACAAACAAUGCCGACAUCGACGAGUCAGUGAACCCAGGCAACAAUCUCUUUGUCAACGGCCUUUCCAACAAGACUGAGCAGGCGGAUCUAGAGGACCUGUUUGGCAAAUACGGCAAGGUCGAGAAGGUUCAAAUCAUGUUCGACCCCCAUACCCGCGAGUCGCGUGGCUUCGCCUUUGUGACCAUGGUCCGUCCUGAAGAUGCUGAUGCUGCUAUGCAGGUGCUGAACGGAUUCGAACUCCACGGACGCGCUAUGUCCGUCAACAUGGCUCGCCGCGGUCGUGCGAGAACACCCACUCCUGGCCAAUACCGUGGACCCCCCAAGCGCGAGAGGGGCACGGGUAUGCCUCACUAUCCCUAUGGUAUCGCAUGCAGUUAAAUUUGGCGAAACCAAUAGUUCUCGCCUACACAUGCAGCACCAAUCUAACCACCUGGUAUCACGACCAAUAUCACACCACUUAGAUCGCCGUGGAGAUCGAUUCGACCCACGCCAAGAUCCCCGUGGACCUGAUCCUAGGGAAUACAGAGGCGCACCUGCACGCGACUACGGUCGCCCCGCUCCGUAUGACAGAUGGAUGGGGGCCCGCCCAA